UAUAUGCUUCCAAAAGCAUUAGCUUGGACCAACAGCCAAAGAACAAUUAAAAACAAUAGUGAGUCUAUAUAUAAUAGAAGAGAACACGAACAAAGGGGGACGGAAAAAUUUUGAAACAGAGAAGAAUCGAGGAUAACAAAAAUUUCAAACAGAAACAACUCAAGCAGAAGGCAAAAGAAGAGGCCAAAGUAGUGCAGCGUCUUCCUCCGAGGCUUGUUAAGGUGAGAAAAAUAAAAGAGGGAACAAGAAGUUGACAAUAGCGGAAUGGUGGUCUCCAGUACAAGUUCCCACAACAAGGAGAUAGCCAUCAGGAGGAGGAUUGCUAGCAUAUUUAAUAAACGUGAAGAUGAUUUCCCAUCCUUGAGAGAAUACAAUGAUUACUUGGAGGAAGUAGAGGACAUGACAUUUAAUUUGGUUGAAGGAAUAGAUGUUUCUGCUAUUGAAGAAAGAAUUGCUAAAUACCAGGAAGAAAAUUCAGAACAAAUAACGAUUAAUCGAGCUCGAAAGGCUGAAGAAUUAGCUGCUGCUCUGGCAGCAAGUAAGGGACAACCUGCACAAACUGAUAAUGAUGCGGCAGCAAGCCUGAACUCUCAAGCAGGAUUUGGUGCUGUUCCUCAGGGACAAUAUGCCCCUACAUUUGGAGGACAGCCAAGGCCCACUGGCAUGAUGGGCCCACAGCCUUUACCACUUGGAGGGGGCGACAUGCUGGGCUUUGCAGGUGAAGAUGAGGAAACAAAGAGGAUACGAGCUGAGAGAGGAGCAAGGGCUGGAGGAUGGAGUCCGGAAAUAAGUAGGAAACGGGCACUUGAAGAAGCCUUUGGAAGCGUCUGGGUUUUUUGAAGACAAUAUUCAUGCAAUUGUAAUUAGUCUUUAGCUGAUUUCUUAAGUCCAGUGUCUCAAGCUUUUUUUGGAUGUUCCGAUGUAAAUGGUUUAGAAUACAUUUUUGGUUGAAUUAUUAUUGCAAGAGUCUUUGGCUUAUCUUUUUAAAUUA
Molecule: messenger RNA, 991 nt
Organism: Cajanus cajan (pigeon pea)
Lineage: Eukaryota; Viridiplantae; Streptophyta; Magnoliopsida; Fabales; Fabaceae
Source: RefSeq, a predicted model, not a curated record